CAGGAGUCGGUGACCGCUGCAGCUGCUGCCCAGAUCAGCUGUCACAGCUGUCACAGCUGCAACAGCUGGCACGGCUGUCACAGCUGCCUGAAUCAGCUGGUGCAGUCAGCGGCCGGCAACCGGCAUGGAUAACCAUACCCCCUAUCAGGGAAGGACGGCUAUUGAAACGGUGUCGGGAAGAUGUGACGUUGAAGCAGGAGACAGACUACCUUCAAUAUUGGAGUUGGAGCGUCCCCCCAAGAAAAAGAAAUCAUGUUACUCAAGAUGCUUUCCACCUACGGCCAAGUUUAUCCAGUCGAUGUGUUCGUCUCACUCGAAGGUGCACGGUCGUGACAGCGAACCGCCGACCGCCAUCUUUGCUACGAAGGUGAAGCGGAAAAGGAGCCUCUCGGAGUCCUCCGCCUCCAAUUGGGGCUCCCUCUUCGCCUGUGACCCCACCACCCCUCUCUACUAUAAGUGGCUGGCUGUAGUGACGUGUGCGAUAAUCUACAACCUGAUAUUUGUGAUCGGACGUUCGGUGUUCUGGGAGCUGAACAACGCAGUGCCUGUUAUUUGGUUUAUAUUCGAUUAUUCCUGCGACACUAUUUACGUUAUAGAUACGCUCAUUCAUGCUCACGAAGGCUACCUGGACCAAGGCAUAAUGAUCCAGGACCCGAAGCUGCUACGCGGCAACUACCUGGCCUCCUGGUGCUGGGUGUACGACGUGGCCUCCAUCCUUCCGACGGAUGCCGUCUACUGGUGGUGGCCGCCGGACUACUGCAACGCCAAGCGGGUGCCCUGUCCCGUCCUGGCGCGAGUCAACCGGCUCAUGCGCUUCCCAAGGAUGCUGGAGUUCUUCGACCGCACCGAGACCAGUACUGGGUUUCCCAACACCUUCCGUAUCACUAAGGUUGUGUUCGCUAUAAUAGUGCUGAUCCAUUGGAACGCUUGCUUCUACUUCCUGAUCAGCUACGCGAUUGGGUUUGGAUCGGACAAUUGGGUGUACAACCUCAACGGGGAGAAGAACACCACACUCACCAGGCAAUACAUCUACAGCUUCUACUGGUCUACGCUCACGCUCACCACUAUUGGCGAAACACCACAACCAGAGAACGACGCCGAAUACAUAUUCGUGGUGGUGGACUUUCUGGCCGGCGUGCUGAUCUUCGCCAGCAUAGUGGGGAACAUCGGCAACAUGAUCUCCAACAUGAACGUGGCUCGCAUGGAGUUCCAGAACAAGAUGGACGGCGUCAAGCAGUACAUGAACUUCCGGAGGGUGUCCAAGGAGCUCGAGGCUAGAGUCAUCAGGUGGUUCGCUUACACGUGGGCUAAUAAACAGGCCCUCCACGAGGAACGAGUUCUAGCGACUCUUCCAGACAAGCUGAAAGCAGAGAUCGCCAUUCACGUCCAUCUGAAAACGCUGAAGCAAGUCAGGAUAUUCCAGGACUGCGAGCCGGGACUACUUCAGGAGUUGGUGCUCAAGUUGAGAUUACAGGUGUUCAGCCCAGGCGACUAUAUAUGUCGGAAGGGCGACGUGGGCCGCGAGAUGUACAUAGUGAAGCGUGGCAAACUGUCGGUGGUGGCAGAUGAUGACGAGUCAGUGUUGGCGACUCUCGGCCCCGGGUCCGUCUUCGGAGAGAUCAGUGUCCUCGACAUAGCCGGCAACCGGACGGGCAACCGGCGAACUGCCAAUGUCAGGUCGGUAGGAUACUCGGACCUGUUCUGCCUGUCUAAGAGUGAUCUAUGGGAGGCGCUGUCUGACUACCCGGAUGCCAAACACAGCCUAAUAGAACGCGGCUGUCAGCUGCUCAGGAAGGACGGUCUACUCGACGAACAGGUAUUCGUCAACGCACAGGCCGAGAACGAAAACGUCAGGGACAAAAUGCAAAAACUAGAAAAAUCGUUGGAAAGCCUGCAAAGGAGAUUCACCAAACUGAUGACUGAAUAUCUGAGUCAUCAUUCCAUCAUAUUUCAACGGUUGCACAAACUGGAGAAGAAGGAAUGCAAAAGGAUGCAGAAGAACAUCCUGAGACAACAGCUCAACUUGAAAUCAGGACGAUCCUCAGAUGAUGAGGAAGAUGAAGAAGAGGACGGAGUCGAAGAAGAAGAGGAGGAGGAGAACGGAGAGCAGGAUGAAGAAGACGAAGAUGAGGAGGACGAAGAAGAAGAAAAGGACAGUGAUAACAAAAAUGGUGCAGUGUUCACGGAGACAGUAACUGUGGAACGGAACUCAUCGGCGUUUAUUAGAAACCGAUUUGCUAACACUAGCAUAAGACGGCCUGUCAGUAAAUCCUUUAGACGUGCUCUAUCUCAACGAUGUAGGAAACGAAUAACCAGGAGAAAAUCUCUCUAAUUAGGUUUUAUACAAUACAUACACACUAUUUUAAACGUUGGUUCGGUGAAGAAUGUACUACGUUGAAUAUAUGACGAUAUGUGUGAAUGUGAUUGGAGAUAUAAGUAGAUAACAAUAAUAUUUUUUUUUGGUUUUUCCAAUAUUGUAUUUCUCAAGGCUACUUGCUUUGUUAGUAAAAAAAUAAUAAAAUAGUACCCUUUUUUGAAAAAUGGAUUGAACAUCCGAGACUAGUUGCUUUUUUAAUUUAUAUUGAAAUUGUAAAGAAAUAGAUCAUAUCUAAAGAAAUCUAAAAGAAAUAGAUGAGUAUUAAAAAUGUUUUAAAAAAGGGUACUAUGGUAUUGAUUUUUCCAUUGAUAAUUCUCUAUUCAGUAAUUAUUUGUUUAUACUCUAAGUUGCACAGCUAAGAUAAAUAAUUCCUUUAUUUUAUUGUGAUUUUAAUAUUGAAUGUCAGAUCAAGCACGAUUAUGGUUGAUGUGAUAAGAAAUUGAAUUAUUUUUUAUAAAUUAUCUUAAAGUACUAUUGAUUUCCAUUAUAAGUGUUGAUUGAAGUUUUUAUGUUCAGGUGAUAUUGUUAAGCCUUUCUAGGUAAUCUCAUUUUAAUUUAAUAUACUGAUAUAAAUAUAAUUCACCCACAUUAUUCUACAACAAUAUCAAGUACGGUGGGAUCUAAUCAAGAAUAGGCCUAAUGAAAAUGUAUUAAUUUCAGUUUCAUGAUUAUAGUUUUUCAAUUUAGUUUAUUAUUUUUUCACUUAUUUUUUGCCUAUUUGAGUCCUAGACUGGCGCAUGAAUGAUAUGAGAUAUCAUUGAAAAAGAUGAGAGAACAAACAUUUUUAAGUGGGUUCCGAAACACAAAAAGGAAUAAGUUAGCUUAUAACAGCUAUCGGCUAGUGGAGCUGGCCUAAAGCUCAAUAUUAAUCUGGAUGAUUAGAUAUGGCUCUGAAUGUGGUAUCAACCCCACAAUACAUUAUUGUCAUAUUUUAUAAUAUUUUUCAUCCUGCAUUUUAUUCUCUAGGAAUGCUUUUCCGAAAAGAAUUGAAUAUUUUAAUCUUACUCAGACGAGAU
This is a messenger RNA of Nilaparvata lugens (brown planthopper), 3393 nucleotides long. RefSeq names its product cyclic nucleotide-gated cation channel subunit A-like. Lineage: Eukaryota; Metazoa; Arthropoda; Insecta; Hemiptera; Delphacidae. The record is from RefSeq and is a predicted model, not a curated record. Gene Ontology annotation, biological process: monoatomic cation transmembrane transport. The transcript is spliced from 13 exons. The coding region runs from base 125 to 2332 and encodes 735 amino acids. Gene Ontology annotation, molecular function: cGMP binding; protein-containing complex binding; intracellularly cGMP-activated cation channel activity. Gene Ontology annotation, cellular component: intracellular cyclic nucleotide activated cation channel complex; plasma membrane.